Ogataea angusta is the source of this 1977-nucleotide messenger RNA. RefSeq lists its product as uncharacterized. Bases 1 to 1977 code for a protein of 658 amino acids. Gene Ontology annotation, biological process: NAD+ metabolic process; NADP+ biosynthetic process. The transcript has a single exon. The record is from RefSeq and is a predicted model, not a curated record. Gene Ontology annotation, molecular function: NAD+ kinase activity. NCBI's taxonomy places the organism in Eukaryota, Fungi, Ascomycota, Pichiomycetes, Pichiales, Pichiaceae.
AUGGAGGAUUUUAAUACGGAAGCGUUGUCUUCCACUAGUAGCUCGGUGUAUGAGCUAUCGGGAUCUGAGCACAUGGAGCGUUCCGAGUCUUUGCAGCCCAAGCAACCAAUCUUACACGAUAGCUUAUACUGCAGGGAUAACCCAAGGGAGACUUUUACGAUAAAGGACGACCCAAACAAGCCAAGCCAGCAUCGCGCUCUCUAUAACGCCGCGGGCAAGUCACCCACCACAGACGACUUGUUUCGAAGCUUAUCGAACAAAAAUCUAAAGAGUGUCAAAUCGCAUGCCCAACUAGCAAAAACGGCCCACGGUGUCCGAAUCCUUGCCAGAAACUUAGAUAGGGCCACGAUACAUUUGCAACUGCGCUCAGUUAUGCUAAUCACCAAGGCAAGAGAUAACUCGCUUGUUUAUCUCACCAAAGAGGUUGCUGAAUGGCUUCUUACAAUCAAUGAUCAGACCCAAGUCUACGUGGAUUAUCAUCUGGAAAAGUCCAAGCGGUUUGACGCAAACGGCCUGAUCCAUGAUAACCCCUCCGCCAAAGGCCGUCUGAAGUACUGGACCAAGAAACUUAUCAGAGAUAAUCCCGAUAUCUUCGACCUGGUGAUCACUUUGGGCGGCGACGGUACCGUCCUCUACGCUUCUACCCUAUUCCAAAGGGUUGUUCCUCCGGUGAUGGCAUUUUCUCUGGGCUCGUUGGGCUUCCUUACGACCUUCCCGUUUGAGAACUUUCGGAGCAUCCUGGCAAAUGUGAUCAAAAACGGAGUUCGCACAAACUUGAGAAUGCGUUUCACUUGCCGUGUUCACACUGCUGAAGGGGACUUGAUUUGCGAGCAGCAAGUCUUGAACGAGCUUACGGUUGACAGAGGGCCUUCUCCGUGGGUCUCAAUGCUGGAGCUGUAUGGUGAUGGGUCGCUACUUACUGUUGCCCAGGCAGACGGGCUCAUUAUUGCUACCCCUACUGGGUCGACUGCCUAUUCGCUAAGUGCAGGAGGCUCGUUGGUGCAUCCUGGCGUCAGUGCCAUCAGCGUGACGCCUAUUUGCCCGCACACGCUCUCCUUCCGUCCGAUUUUGCUGCCAGAUACCAUGUCUCUGAAGGUGAAGGUGCCUAUUCGAUCAAGAGCCACUGCUUGGGCUUCGUUUGACGGACGUUCCAGAGUUGAGCUACUCAAAGGGUACUACGUCACCGUAUGCGCGUCACCCUUCCCCUUCCCGACUGUGAGGUCUUCCAAGACAGAGUACAUCGAUAGCGUGAGCAGGGUGCUCAAUUGGAAUAACAGAGAAGAGCAGAAAUCUUUCAUUCAUCUGCUAAGUGACAAAAAUAAAAAAUCCUACAACACCUAUCACAGAAGACACGGUUCGUCUCCAGAGAGCGAUCUUGAGGACGAGGACAGCCUGGAUAUGAACUACGUUAAGCCGUCGAACGAGAAAAAUGAAAAGCAGCAUGGGCGCCACGAGUCCGCUUCAUCAAAAGCGCGCUUCAUGAUAAAUGGCGAGCAUCUGGACGAGGUGGCGAGCAAGUGUGGUAUUACAAAGCCCUCGAAGCUGAAAAAUGUCAUCAAACCAGAAGAUUUCAACGAGACUCUGGAGGAAGAUAUAAACGAGAGAGAAAAACAGGAUUUGCAGGACGAGCUUGCAGGAAAAUUCGAGAUCGACUACAACGACGACAGUGAGGACCAGGAGCCAACUAAUCAUGUGAGCGGCGCAACAAAGGGCGGAGAUAAAAGUCCGAAGACCAAGUCGCGUCUGGUCCAGACCAGAACGCGUAGAACUGUUGCAAACGAGAACAUGAGCGACUCCACGGUUGAUAUCGACGACGAGGACGAUUCCCAAAAUAAUUACUUCCGGCCGCGCGCUGGCGAGGAAAUUGAGACUCCGGUGAACCAUUCGCCGGGCCUGGAGCCGAGCAUUGACCAGGUGGUGUCGAGCCAUCUGUUCGACGAGGAUCUGAGAGGCAAGCUAUUCCGGCUGAAUGUGUAA